Molecule: messenger RNA, 501 nt
Organism: Juglans microcarpa x Juglans regia
Lineage: Eukaryota; Viridiplantae; Streptophyta; Magnoliopsida; Fagales; Juglandaceae
Product: L-ascorbate peroxidase 3-like
Exons: 6
Coding region: 1-501 (166 amino acids)
Biological process (GO): response to reactive oxygen species; cellular response to oxidative stress; hydrogen peroxide catabolic process
Molecular function (GO): heme binding; peroxidase activity
Source: RefSeq, a predicted model, not a curated record
AUGGCGGUGUCUGUACAUACUGGUAUCUGGGACAACGUGAGAGAGCUAACCAGAGUGGCCCAGAGAAAGGGUGGCGAUCCUCUGCACUGGGCGUUACAGGACAAGUGGCACAAUGCUGGGACCUAUGAUGCCAAAACGAAGACUGGAGGUUCUAAUGGCUCAAUCAGGAGUGGGGUGGAGUUGAAACAUAGUGCAAAUGCUGGUUUGGAAAUCGCACUUGCUGGCAUUGUUGCAGUGGAAGUCACUAGAGGCCCCUCUAUUGACUUUGUUCUAGGAAGGAAGGAUUCAUUGGAAUCUCCUGAAGAAUGGCGCCUUCCUGAUGCUAGACAAGGUGCAAAGCAUUUAAGAGAUGUCUUUUAUCGUAUGGGCUUAUCUGAUAAGGACAUUGUGGCAUUGUCUGGAGGCCACACAUUGGGAAAGGCACACAAUGAGAGAUCAAGAUUCGAAAGUCUACCUUGGACAACUGACCCUUUGAAGUUUGAUAAUUCGUAUUUUGUGUGA